Molecule: messenger RNA, 389 nt
Organism: Cyanistes caeruleus (blue tit)
Lineage: Eukaryota; Metazoa; Chordata; Aves; Passeriformes; Paridae
Source: RefSeq, a predicted model, not a curated record
GUGUCCCCCCCAAAAUCCAGCGCCCUCUCCGGGCCAUGCUCUUCGCCGUCCCGUCCGUGCUCUUCCUCCUCGCCUUCCUCAUCCUCACCCUCACCCACCCUCGGCCCCGCGGCGACGCCAGCGCCGGAUCCUGCGGGAACUCCUGCAGGAUCGUGCUGGUGGAGAGCAUCCCGGAGGGAAUGAACCUCAGUGGCCCCACCAACCCUUCCACCUUCGAGGCCUGGCUGCAGCUGCUGCGCUCGGCCAGGCGCAGCGUGGACAUCGCCUCCUUCUACUGGACGCUGACCAACGCGGACACGCGGACGCACGAGCCCAGCGCCGCGCAGGGCGAGCGCAUCCUGUCCGAGCUGCUGCGGCUGGCGCGGCGCGGCGUGGCCGUACGCGUGGCG